AUGGACCAACCAAGCUCACAAGAUGAACUCUGCCCUCUUGAAUAUGCACGAGCACAAGGCCUCUGUAUCGACUAUACUACUGAGCCACUCCCGUUUCCGAAAUUGGAUGUAUUGUCGACUACAGCUCUUGACGAGAGCCUUUUCAGUCUCUCCGAGUCCUCCACUACUGAUAUUGCCUCCACCCUAACAAAGGAACGACUUACAGUAAAGAGAGACGCUGUGCUACUGCUCAAGACAAUCUAUGCCUACCAAGAAGAGCCUUCGGUCAGCCGUUUUCAGACUGACAACAGAAAAUGCAUCCUGGACCUAAAACCCGAGCUUCCAGUUCUCCAGUCAGACCACGACAUCGACAUGAUGAAUUUUGGCAGUGUGGUACCACCAGACUUCAGGAAUCUCAACAUCCCAUCUGAGCUUGUUAAUGAACAAAACGAGGACGGCUUUGAAUGGCCCACUGUAUACCACACAUAUCCUGCACAAUGCGAUGCGCAAGCCAAAACUGAAAAGCUUGCUGUCUCCAGAAGCACACUCUUGCAUCUCCAAGAAGCUAUCCGCGAUGCAUACGUGCCAGAGGAUAGUGAGGUACUGAAGGCCGAAGAUAAGAUUUACAAUCGGGAUCUAACUAUUCGCCCCAUCACGCCUCCCUUACUCCCGCUUUCUCCAUUGCAGGAGCCCUACAUACCUUCAUCACCCACAAACAAUCUACCGCUUGUGUCAGAUAGCAGCGACUCCGUCCGUGCAGAGACAGAAAUAAUUCAAAGUGAGAUCAUGGCUGCAGAUUCCCUUGCUCGGAAAGAAUCUGACAGCAGUGAUUCGAUGCUUCUCGACAUGAUUUACCCGCUAUCAUUCAGCCCAUUGUCCGAGGCAUGUACACUAGUUCCUUCGAAGCGUAAAGCUGCAGACUUGAAAGUGGAAGGACCGUUGACACCGUUGAUGUUUUCUACCUCACCGAUGAAGAAGCUCAAAUCGGUCUCUUUUGCCACAGAAUUAAGUGAGCUUAUCGCAUAUGAGCCCUGGGGUCAGGAUAAUGCCGAUGGUGAUGAUGAAUUCGCGAGUGAGGACUUUGAAAUCUUUACGGAAAUCGAACCACUCGCUGAAAAAGUGAGCAAGUCUGUUGGAAAUGAGCAGCUGUCCGAUGCUGAUACUACUGCACGUGUUGACGUUCCGUAUAUCGACUCUCCACUACCCGUCGCGCCCUGGAUGGAGUAUAGUCGGCGAAACCGCGACAAUUGCCAGUAUCCCACUGAGUUUGAAUCCCAGGCGCAAUUUCUACGUAGGAUCAAACGUGAGGAGCUGAAAUUUGCGCCAGCCUGGCAUGGAAUAUCAGUCCCGGAAAGAGAGUUGCAAUGGGGUUUCUUGACGACAAAGAUGUCAACACUAAAGCUAGACGAGACAUUACAUGGCGAAACCGAGAUGAAGAGGAUUCUAAGUGAAGCCAGGACAGGUAACAUUGCAACCAGCUCUACGCAGGUAUGGAAGCGGGAUGGGCUCAGAAUCUUUGAUGAAAACGACGAGGACGAACUAGAGUCAGUGCUCAAUGAGGACAGCCAGGGCAUGCAAGCUUUAUUAGAAAAGCACAAGCUGGAGUCAGAGGAGGAAACGAUAGAGGCACGUCACAAAAAAACAGUGCCACAGCGCCAUCUACCGACAGGUUUGGAAACAAAGACUAGAGAUACAAGCCAACAGUUGUCACAAGAACAGAUUUCACGGCUGAAGCCUACACAGAAGACAAAAAACGGUAAUGGCAAUGAGAUCAUGUUUGGUGGUUUCUCUGCUACAAGUGAUCUUCACAGGUUUUUGGAGACACGUGGAAAGGCUGCUGGGUCUGUAAGAACUGACGCCGUGAAAAGGCCUUUCUUCAGCAAAAGUGCUCAUUCAGUGAACAUAUCGAAAGUUCAGGCAUCUAUAAGGCCUGUCGGGGAGGCAAAAAACGAGAUGCACAAAGCACAUUUUAGAGAUGAUAAGAAGACGAAGAUGACGGACCCUAUGCCCUCGCCUACAAAUAUCUCAGCCGACCUUAAGCCGUGUUCGUUCCUUAUUUCGUCAAAGUUUCUGCAACAAAGAAGCAUGUUGAGGCGGAUAGAACAGAUGUUUCCAAACGCUGAGAUGGUGUACCGAGACUACACUCUACCACACUCGCCAGCCAAAGAUGCCGACAUGAUUCUUUCGCCUUCCACCGGUCUGAUUCUUACUUCCUUGCAACAAAUCAAACAGCGAGCUCUUCCAGGGCAAAUAGAAAGGUCCCUGAUAAAGGAGUGUUUGGCUACUCUCCAGUCACGAUACGAGAGACUGGUUGUCCUGAUCAGCGAGGGACUCGGUCGUGAAUUGGAAGAGUUGGGGUCAAGUCGUCCAGAGGACCCACGCGAUAGUGAAGCAUUGAAAGCGAUUGAGGAAUUUACUUCUAAUAUGGAGGGUGAUGUGCUGGUGAAGUACGUUCCCGGAGGCGAGAAGGCCCUCGCGCGUGCCACAGUGACAGAAAUGGGAAAAUACGGCUUACCGUACGGCUCAGCCGACAUUGGUGACAUCAAGCCCAUAGCUCAGGAAACAACAUAUGAGGUCUUCCUGCGUCGAGCAGGUCUAAAUCCUUUUGCGGCUCAGGUCAUUGUCGCAUUGCUGAAGAAGCCGACAACGCUCGAAAUUGCACUCUGUUCCAGCUCACCCUUUGCAGCCGAGCCGAAGCACGUAUCUGCAACUGGAAUCUCUCGCUUUCUGAUUAUGAGCAAAGAUGAGCGAAUCCGUUUGUUCCAGACUCUGAUGGGUGGAAGUCGGGUAUUGAAGAGGGUCAGUGAUAGGCUGGACCAGGAAUGGGUCAGCGCUGCACACGGCUUUAGAAUGUAACGCAACUCUAUUCUACAGGGCAUUGCAGAGGUAUUGCCAGGAUUAUAUUUGCGGAUUCCAGCAUAGCAAGCAAGACCUUUGCGGCUGUAGU
This is a messenger RNA of Bipolaris maydis ATCC 48331, 2926 nucleotides long. RefSeq lists its product as uncharacterized. Lineage: Eukaryota; Fungi; Ascomycota; Dothideomycetes; Pleosporales; Pleosporaceae. The record is from RefSeq and is a predicted model, not a curated record.